Molecule: messenger RNA, 1742 nt
Organism: Pieris brassicae (large cabbage white)
Lineage: Eukaryota; Metazoa; Arthropoda; Insecta; Lepidoptera; Pieridae
Product: leucine-rich repeat and immunoglobulin-like domain-containing nogo receptor-interacting protein 3
Exons: 4
Coding region: 244-1707 (487 amino acids)
Molecular function (GO): protein binding
Source: RefSeq, a predicted model, not a curated record
GGAAAGCGCACGUGUUUUAUCGCGAAGUGUCGGGUUUUCGUAACUUGCGAAGGUUUUGAGUGUGUGCUGUGAAGUGUUUGUGUUUAUAUUCGAAAUCCCGAGGAACCUAUUACCGUAACCAGAAAUUCCUUGAAAGAAAAUAUGAAGUCACGACUCGAUGUACAUUAAAAAGAUACCUUAUGCUACGAAGGAAGAAUAUUCACCAGGAAUGCAUCGACACAAAGAAAUGACCAACAUAACAAAAUGGCUGACAAAUGUUGGGAAAAAUGGCUGAGGAUAUCCGUUAUAUCGCUCACCAUCUCCAUGACAGUUACUGACUUUACGACAGAAUGCCAGCGCCCUUGUGACUGUCGGUGGCAGUCCGGCAAUAAGGCUGCAAUCUGCUCAAACUCAAGCCUCAAAGUCAUACCCGCCAACCUAAGUAGCGAUAUCCAAAUAUUAGAUCUCUCCAAUAAUAAUCUUCUCCAGUUACACCAAGAAGCAUUCAAACGAGUAGGCCUAAGCAAUCUCAAAAAACUCUUCUUAAGAGACUGUAGCUUAGAAUCUGUAAAUAAAUCAGCAUUCGCUACAUUAGCUAUAAUGAUAGAGUUAGAUAUAUCUAAAAAUAAAAUACGAUUCCUUCAUCCAGACACGUUCCGGAGCACCGAGAAACUAAGAUUGAUAAACUUAAACAAUAAUUUAAUCGACAAAUUGGAGGACGGACUGUUUCGAAACUUAAAAUACUUACAGAAAGUCGAAGUGAGCAAUAAUAGAAUCGUCCGAAUCGGUACAAAGGCCUUCGUAAACUUACCGCAGUUAAAGAUUCUUAGAAUCGACGGUAACAAUCUGAGUCACAUGAAACCCGAAACUUUAAUGGCAUUAAGAAACUUGUCCGGCCUAGACUUACAUAACAAUCCCUGGCGAUGUGAUUGUAAUUUACAAACGUUCCGGGAUUGGGUGAUAAGUCACAAUUUAUAUACUCCCCCGACUUCAUGUGCGGAACCUGCUGCAGUCCGCUCCAAACUUUGGAACGAAUUAGAUUCGUCAAACUUUGCCUGUCGGCCUACUAUAUUAGAGCCCUUGCCAGAUUCUACGUUCAAAAGUUAUGACGAAAACGUGACUCUGAUUUGUAAAGUUGUCGGUAACCCUACUCCAGAAGUCAUAUGGAAAUUUAACGGGAGAACUAUUGAGCUGAGGUCGUUUGGAGAAAUCCGGUAUGUUGUUGCUGACAACACACUAGAUCUAAUAAGAUGGGUGAAUCUAACAAUACUCCACGCCAGGUAUACUGACAGAGGAAAUUACACGUGUGUGGCAGAAAACCCAGGCGGUGCAGAUGAAAAGACAUUGACUUUAGUGUUAUCUAAGUAUAGUGGAGCAGGAACCAUAGCUGGCAUGGAGGCGGACUCUUUUGCUAUAAUGGUUGGGAGUCUCACUGCGAUAGUAAUAAUUUUUGGGGCAGUUAUAACUCUUUGCCACUGUACAACAAAUAGCAGUGAAAUAAAAAGACUGAUUAAAACAGAUACACGUUCAUCGAAUGGCGAUGCACUUAUAGAAGGGUCUGUUGCGUCUGAGCCUGAGAAACUAGUUAAAAGUGAAAUAGUUUGUAAAGCUAAUAAGAAGUAUGAUACGACGCUAACCGCCCAAGCAACAGAAAUGUCGGAAUUGAACAAGACCCUACUAGAUAGCGAAACUGUUUUAGGUAACAUAUCAAAAACUUCAUAUUAUUAGAGGCCGUAGAAAGACAAUUAAUUCAUAGUUGUAUU